AUGAAAGGUAAAAAAGCGAAAAAGUCAAUCCCUCUUGAAGGAUUCUACCAGCCAUACGACCCUCCCGGAUAUAUCGCUCAAUCAGAACCGCCACAACAUUCUCAAUUCGUUCACCUGGGUAGUAUUCCUGCUCUCAGCUGUCAAGGUCAUCGCUCUUCUCAACAUUACGGUGGCUAUAUGCAGCAUUACUAUAAUCAAGGUUCCCCUGCUGCACCGAAUCCCUUCACUCAUCCUCAACUUCAAACAAAUCAACCUGCUCAAGCUUCCAAACAGCCACACUCUCAACCUUCAUUCACCACUUCCCAUCCCCAUCCUUCUCAAUCGCCUUUCGUUCAUCCAAAUUAUUCACUUCAUACACAACAAUCUCCCUUGUCUACGUCUAUUUAUACAGCAUUCGACCCUUACAAUCAGAAUUCCGAACACGUGAACUAUCCCAAUCCACUGUAUAACCAGAUCGGGAUUCGGCAAUAUUUAGAAGCAGAGGAAACCCAUUUCGAAUGUGCCGAAUGCGAUAAGCGAAGGAAGGAUGAUAAACGCUCAGCAUGGUGCGAUCAGUGUCGGAAAUUCACUAAGACCAUCAAAGUUAGUGGACCUUGA
Kwoniella botswanensis is the source of this 597-nucleotide messenger RNA. RefSeq lists its product as uncharacterized. The transcript has a single exon. The record is from RefSeq and is a predicted model, not a curated record. The coding region runs from base 1 to 597 and encodes 198 amino acids. NCBI's taxonomy places the organism in Eukaryota, Fungi, Basidiomycota, Tremellomycetes, Tremellales, Cryptococcaceae.